This is a messenger RNA of Leptopilina boulardi, 2350 nucleotides long. Its product is annotated as calcium-independent phospholipase A2-gamma-like. Gene Ontology annotation, cellular component: membrane. The transcript is spliced from 9 exons. NCBI's taxonomy places the organism in Eukaryota, Metazoa, Arthropoda, Insecta, Hymenoptera, Figitidae. Gene Ontology annotation, biological process: arachidonate metabolic process. The coding region runs from base 516 to 2336 and encodes 606 amino acids. The record is from RefSeq and is a predicted model, not a curated record.
UGUUUAUUUACUUUUGAUCUUUAUUAAUAAAUAAGAAGAAAAUAUACAGAAAUAAACAAGAAAAAAUGAAGUAAAAGUGAGUGAAAUUGACAGAGGAUUAGAGUAAUAAUGUAGAAAAUGCUAGUUAUGUAUUUUCCAUAUUUUCCUAUAGUGUAUUAGAUCAGCUGAUUCAUAGUAGUGACACAAUGACACAGUUUAAAUAACACAAAACACAUAUGUCAGAUUUUUCAAAUUAUUUCGAUUUCCCGUUUGAAUUUUAAUUUGCAAUACAUUUCUAAUGACACAUAAGUAAUUCAAUGAAGAAGUAACAAAAUACAGACAGAGUGAUACAUUGUAUUUGUCAUUGAUGUUAUUAUUUUGUGCGGUUAUAUACAAUUUUGACAGUGCUUUGUUUACAAUACGCAGUAGUUCAUAAAUGUGUUUAUAAAUUUUAUAGGCAAUUAGCAGAAAAUUCAAGUCGCGAUGUUGGCGGAAAUGGAUCAACUAUAACAGGAAAUAUUUUACAAAAAACAAAAAUGUCAAUGCCAAAUCAAGGGAAAUUUUUAGCUGUAAUAAAAGAUUUUUUAAAUAAAUCGGCGUAUGAAAAAAAUAUUCAACUUAUCAUAAAUAAAGAUUGGAUUGAUUUUUUUCAAAAAUUAACCUACUCUCAAAUUGUGAAUAUAAGAAGAUUUUCUCCCAUUUUACAAUUGAAAUCAUUCUCGACAAAUAAUGAUGAUAACAAUAAAAACAAUGACAGUACAAGAAAAGCCGUUGUUGUUAAUAUUGAAGACGAGAAAAGUGUUAAUCAAGAAGAAAAACAUUUAGUAAAACAAAAACUUAGCCCAGAAUCAAAAUUACAGAAACAAGAAAUAAAGAUGACAGAAGUUUUGCCAUCGAUUUCAACCGAGAAAGACUUUAAAGACCAAAUUCUUGCCAUCCCACAAGUUUUAGCGGCGCUUGUGCCAAAAUUUAGAAGUCAAGAUAAAGUAAAACCAUUCAUUAUUCCAAAAUGGAAAACAAACAUGUACAAUAAUGUGUCGAAACACAGUAUUUUAUCGAGGACAAAACACGUUUUAAAUAGUAUUGCAACUGCAGAAUCAAAUACAUCGAAAUGGAGAAGAGUUGAGGAUUUAUUAGUACAUAUCGAUCAAUAUCCUGAAGCUCGUUAUCAUGCCAUUAAAGAAGGUGGAAUUGCAAUUUUAUUGAGAAUGCGACAAAAAACAAAUGACAAACAAAUUCAUGAUUCGAUUCGAGAAGCUUUAACUGUUUUGGGACACGUUGAUCCGCUUCCUAAUCGAGGAAUCAGAAUUCUCACCAUUGAUGGCGGUGGAAUUCGUGGAGUUAUGGUCGUUGAAAUGUUAAAGAAACUCGAGCAAUUAACGGGCAAAAGAAUUUACGAAUUGUUUGAUUAUAUUUGUGGUGUCAGUACCGGAGCUAUUCUUUCCUCUGUAAUUGCGACUAUAAAAGAUAAUGGAGAAGGAGGUGCUAAAAAGAAAACGUUGGAUGAAGUUUCUAUACUUUAUAAAGAAUUGAGUACACAAAUUUUCACUCAAAGUCCUUUGAAAGGAACAAGUGGUCUUGUUUGGAGUCAUGCCUAUUACGAUACAACUCUUUGGGAAGAAAUGCUACAAGAUCAAUUAGGCGAUAAGGAACUUAUUAAAACUUCACGUGAACCAAUGACUCCAAAGUUUUCAACUGUAUCUGCAGUUGUGAAUCUCGAACGAGUCUCGGCAUUUGUUUUUAGAAAUUACACUUUGCCACAUGGCGUUGAAAGUCAGUAUAUGGGGUCUUACAAAUAUAAAUUGUGGGAAGCUGUAAGAGCUUCAGCUGCUGCUCCAAGUUACUUUGAAGAGUUUAGAAAAGGAGAUUAUCUUCAUCAAGAUGGAGGAAUAUUGGUAAACAAUCCAUGCGCUGUGGCCAUUCAUGAGGCAAAACAAUUGUGGCCAAAUAAUCCAAUUCAGUGUGUUGUUUCCUUUGGUACUGGACGAACACCUUGUUUAACUAAUCCAUGCAACGAAGAGGCAACAGAGGAAAAGGGCAUUGCAGCUUCCAGUUGGAAGGAGAAAUUUUACAAAAUUCUAGACAGUGCAACGGAUACAGAAGCGGUGCAUAUUAUGUUAAACGAUCUUCUGCCAGAUCAUGCCUAUUAUAGAUUUAAUCCUUAUUUAUCUGAAAUGUUAACAAUGGUCGAGAUUCGUCCAGACAAAAUAGAACAAUUGGAGCAAGAUGUCGCAAUGUAUAUUAGAAGAAAUGAGGAAAAGUUUCAACAGGCAGCUGAGGCUUUACUUCAGAAAAAAUCAAUGAAUCAACAAAUUCAAGAUUGGGUGAGAAUGAAGAAAAAAAUGUUCACCACAUAAAAUGUCUUUUGUCG